Molecule: messenger RNA, 1023 nt
Organism: Chaetomium strumarium
Lineage: Eukaryota; Fungi; Ascomycota; Sordariomycetes; Sordariales; Chaetomiaceae
Product: pyruvate kinase-like protein
Exons: 2
Coding region: 147-728 (193 amino acids)
Molecular function (GO): catalytic activity; pyridoxal phosphate binding; molybdenum ion binding
Source: RefSeq, a predicted model, not a curated record
AUCGUUUCUUAAUAAGCCCCCCACAACAGCACACCUCGAUGGGGAAGCUCACAUCACCUGCUUACAAUGAGAUGCGUGAGUAAGGUAUUGGUAGGCCUGGUGUCUAAUGAAUAACGCGUCACAUCCCGAAGCAAACCAUCGCCACGAUGUCAGUGCACGCCCUAGCCCUCUCACCAACUCAUGACUUCACCAAACAGCCCGUGUCCCGCCUCACCCUCCUCGCCGGAUUGGGCGUGCAAGGCGACUGCCACGCCGGCGUGACUGUACAGCACCGCAGCCGGUUGCACAUCCAGCCGCCGCCGCCCAACCUGCGCCAAGUGCACCUCAUCCCCAAGGAGAUCCUCGACGAGUGCGGCGUCGAGCCGGGGGAGAUCGGUGAGAACGUGACGACUGUCGGGGUUGAUCUGCUGGCGCUGGGCAGGGGGACGAGGCUGCACUUCUUGCCUUCCUCUUCUAGUCCUCGUGUCCCAACAGGCAGUGAUGCACGGGAUGUGAUGUCGCAGCCGCACCCGGUUGUGGUCGUUCAGGGGCUGCGUAACCCUUGUCCGCAGAUUGACAAGUUUAGAGCGGGGCUGAAGGAGCAGUUCAUCGUACGGGACGAGGAGAGGCGGAUCGUGGGAAGAAGGGCGGGUGUGAUGGGCACGGUUGAGGUGGGCGGCGAGGUGAGUGUGGAGAUGAGGAUUGUAGUGGAGAGUACGGGGGACUUUGAGGCACUGGGUUGUGUGUAGAAUGCGAGCGGAUCCGAUCUUGAAACGGUACCUUCCAGAUGUAGAGGGUUAGAACGGCGUCGAAGACUGUGCUUUUCUUCUCUCUUAUAUUUCUGUUCUCUUCAUCGAUUCCCACCUCUUUAAGUUCCACUUCCUCCAAGCUGAAGCAUGAUGGCUGGCCUAUAAAGCUUGAGCGUUGCUUCACACUACUGAUGCUAGGCAUUAGUUUGGAGAUUAUAGACUUUAAUGUGAUCGUGAUUCUUUAGCGCGGAUGAGGUCUCAUCCACUUAUAGGAUGCUUGAAUUGUGUAACUAGG